GAUCAGUUGAUCGAUCAACCAGCGAUGACGUUGGCGCUAUCGAGGGUGGAUUACACGACGGUGGGAGUCACCUCACGUGGCACAACCAUUGUAUUUCCGCCUAAUGAGGCAACGGCGGCGAGGCAACCGCAAAAGUUCGCCGUUGCGGAUCACGACGGCGUGGUGCAUAUUUAUGGCAUGAAAAAGGGGGAGCUGCAAUUGUCGUUUAAAUCCUUGCCCGGCCCAAAGAUUCAGAAAAUGGUCCUUGGUGGCUCGAUUGGUAUGGUGAAGGAUAAGAUUUUCAUUGCGUACGCCAGCUCCGUGAAGGGACUCACGAGGAAGGGCAAGCUGUUCUUAGAGUUCGACACCAGCCUCAUAGAUCCGAUUUCCGCUAUGUACGUCCUCGGUCCUGAUCUCGCGGCGUGCGCGCGCGAUCUUUAUCACCGAUACCGAGACUGCAAGGACGCCGAUUCAUAUCUGGCCGGAGAAACCUUGCACGACGUCGUGCUCUUGCCCGGAGACGGCAACGUGGUGUACGCUAUUCUAGCCUGCACGGACUGCGCGGUGCGCGUUUUGCAUGGCACGAGCAGUCCGACGGUCCUAAGAUUGCCGAGCGCUCCUACGGUGCUUUCCAUAUACAGGUAUUAUUGGCCUGUCGCCCACAGCAUUUCGAGUGAAUUACUUUAUGUUACUCGUCCCGUUUUCAGAGAGGGAGAGGUAUACUCGAGAGACCGCGUGUUGGUCGGUACCGUGGACGGUAGGAUUGGACUGCUGAUCCUCCAGGGCAACAAAACUCUCCGAAUCACCUGGCUGCUGACCUCGACAGGCUCGGAGAUCACUUCGUUGGAUACCCAUCAGUUACAAGACGGUAUAGAUAUCCUCGUCGGUCGACAGGACGGAGUCGUCGAGGUGUACACGUUUCCCGACGAGGAUAUAUCGCCCAUUCUACGCUAUCACUACGUGAGCGGCCGUAUCUCUAGUUUUCAAAUUAAAUCAUAUUACAAUAUGUACUUUCGCGACGUAUCGUUACAGAACGCUGGCGAGAGCAUUAGCACAGUCGUGGGUGGGAUAAUCGGCGUCGCCAAUUACCCGGAGGUCCUCGUCACGACUUACUCGGGCCGAGUGUUCGGGUUGACCACCAGUCCUCCAGGUCUGCUGGAGGCGGGACAGAGCGACGUUGGACUGGCUAGGCUGAAGCUGGAGAUACAACAACUGCAGGAGAAGCUAAAUGAGGAGAAGGAAUCGGCCAAUUUUAUGCCGGACCCUCUGGCACCCUCGAUACUAGCAGUGAAACAUAAGAUGGCGCUGCACAAAGAGGACGCUUCAUAUUCCCUGUCCGUGGAGCUAGACGCGUCGAUCGACAAUAUUCUGAUACAAUCCGACACGCCUAUCAGCCUGUUGGAGACGGAGAACAAUAGCGCGGUGGUCAGCCUGUCCGCUUGCGAUCCUAGAGAGGGCAAUUUUGUCCUUGCCACUUAUCGAUGCCAAAUCAAUACGAAUCGUCUGGAGAUGCGACUGAGGUCCAUCGAGGGUCAGCCGGGUACCUUGCAGAUCUACGUAACGUCUCAGGUACAGCCGAAGCGUUGUCGAAAAAUCUCGGUUCCUAUUUACGCCUUAUCUCUGCAUGUCAGGCAGCACGAGGAUGAUAACGUCGCGUCCAGCGGUCCGUUUAACGAAUUGAAGUUAAACGGCAAUUUCACUAUUGCCGAGAUGCACGCGUGGCUCUCUUUAGCGUUACCGGACGUGCCCGAGAGACCUCAUAUUCACGAGGGUGAAGCUGUCUUAGUAUAUAUCUCGUCCUUUAUCGGAACAGCCCUUAAAUGCAAAUACAAAAAAGGGAGCGCGCUCUUUCUCGGCGAGAAUAUAUCCAGCAUCAUAAUUCUCAGAGAUAUCUUGACGAAGGAAGCGACGAAACGGAAGAUAAAGCUAGACGUAUUCUGCGAAGUAGCAGACGGAAGCAUAUCUAGAGUCUUGGAGUUAAUUCUCCCGCGACUGAGUGCGGCCUACGAUUUAAGCCAGAAGAUAAAGAUUCUCAAUGCUCUCGAGGAAUGGGAACUCCAAUCCAAUCCGCGAGAGAACUUGUGUUCCGAGUAUCAAGAGCUGUUGGAGAAGGAGACGGAGAUCAGAUCGCUUAUGGCGAAGGACACGGAGAUCCUGAACAGACUGCACGCUAUCAUUACCGAUUUAUACGUAGAUUGGGAACGAGCAAAGCGAUCUCGAAGGAUCAGCGGUAAGGAUGCUACGGCGAAGCUGAAACAUGCCCUCGAAUCCAGAGACUUGGCUACCAUCUUACAAAUUUUCAUCGGUAAAGCCGACGUAAGCAUGCCGACUCUAAUACCCGCGGAUAUUUAGAUUCGGAGAUUGCGAAUGAAGUGGACCAAUUUCUAUAAACAUGUUCAAGUAAAAAAUAUAUUUUUUAACGUUGAUUCACAAUAUAUAUAAACCGCUAAAUUGUA
This is a messenger RNA of Vollenhovia emeryi, 2435 nucleotides long. RefSeq names its product Bardet-Biedl syndrome 7 protein homolog. Gene Ontology annotation, biological process: cilium assembly; intracellular transport; intracellular protein localization. Lineage: Eukaryota; Metazoa; Arthropoda; Insecta; Hymenoptera; Formicidae. Bases 25 to 2331 code for a protein of 768 amino acids. Gene Ontology annotation, molecular function: protein binding. The record is from RefSeq and is a predicted model, not a curated record. The transcript is spliced from 11 exons. Gene Ontology annotation, cellular component: axoneme; neuron projection; membrane.